ACAUCUGCAGUUCUGGAAACCAUGCCAUGUAUUUCAGAAUAAAAUGCUUACGACUGUCCUCUUAAUCCAAGGUAGGCAUGUCAUCCAAAUGGAAAAAAAAAACGAGAAUAUUUAAGAUAUAUAUUUCAAAUUGCAACACAGAAGAAGCCCAGAAGAGGCUCACUCAGACCCAUGACAGGUUUAACUCCUUUAGAGUCAGCAACCUCAUUGGAAAACUCUGGCUUAAACAUUGUGUGAGAAGAAGCACACGCCCUGCAUUCCUGCCGGCACACCCACAGAUCACUUCAGGACGAGAGGCAGAAUGUUCAAGUCAAAGAAGGACAUCAAACUGCCUGGGAGAUAAGUUCAGAGUUGAAGAUGGACGUUCAGAAGAGAAUAGAAGCUAUGGAUCCUGCAUCUAUCAAACGCCUAAAAUUGGUGGAGUUUGAAGGAGUUCCUCUACCUGAGACCACAGUGGAGCAAUGGGAAGCUAUAUGGGGCUUGAAGGCUCGGCCCGAUGACCUUCUCAUUUGCACAUAUCCCAAAGCAGGGACAACAUGGAUGCAAGAAAUAGUAGACAUGAUUCACCAGGGAGGAGAUCCUCAGAAAUGUGCUCGGGCUCCCAUCUAUGAACGAAUGCCAUUCAUAGAGAUGUGCCCCCCCAAACCCAUCCGUGCAGGUUUUGAAGAAGUAGAGGCUAUGCCCUCCCCACGCACACUCAAAACUCAUCUGCCAAUUCAUCUCCUACCUCCUUCCUUCUGGGAGCAGAACUGCAAGAUCAUUUAUGUGGCCAGAAACAUCAAGGACAAUGCAGUUUCCUAUUUCCACUUUCAUCAGAUUAGCAAACUGAUGCCAGAGCCUGGAAAUUGGGAUGAGUUUCUGGAGAAAUUUGUUGCUGGAAAGACUGCCUGGGGCUCCUGGUUUGACCAUGUUCAAGGUUGGUGGAAAGCUAAAAAUUGUCACCCAAUUCUAUAUAUCUUCUAUGAAGACUUAAAGAAGGAUCCAGCCGGAGAAAUCCAGAAGGUUGCCCAAUUCCUGGGAUCAGAGCUCUCAGGAGCAGUUGUGGGUGAGAUUGUGCAACAUACAAAGUUUGAGAGCAUGAAGGCAAACCCAAUGGCAAAUUACAGCACCAUACCUAAUUUCCUUUUAGACCAAGACAUCUCUCAAUUCAUGAGAAAAGGCACUGUUGGUGACUGGAAAGAACAGUUCACUGUGGCUCAAAGUGAACAACUAGAUGAUCUCUGUGUCCACUUACUAGCAGACAGUGGCCUGACAUUCCACACCCAAUUGUAAACCUGUGUCUCUCACCACUUGACAUGCUUGCUUUUCCCUGUAUUUAAUAAAAUAGAUGGCUGAAAGCAAGAGCAAACCAAA
Molecule: messenger RNA, 1353 nt
Organism: Pantherophis guttatus
Lineage: Eukaryota; Metazoa; Chordata; Lepidosauria; Squamata; Colubridae
Product: sulfotransferase 1C2-like
Molecular function (GO): sulfotransferase activity
Source: RefSeq, a predicted model, not a curated record